CAUUCAGUAUUUUGCACAUGUGCUUUUCUGUACUUCCAGUUUGCAUUUAAGAAAGGCAUUUAGAUUUUUGCUUUAAAAUUUGAAACGUUGAUUUAUUUAUACCACAUAGAGCUACUCUAAUUUUUAAAAGGCUUCUUCCUGCAGUGUGAUAAUCUGGAGUGGUAACUGAGUUGCUGACCUUGAAAUGGCACCCACUCCGUCUGUUGAGGAACUGCAGACUCAGCUGGAAGAACUCAUCUACAGAAACACCGAGCUAGAAGAGCAGGUCGAGGAAUGGAAGGCAGCGAGUCAGGAGAAGGAGACUGUGUUGGAGUCCAUCACAGAUGAGAUCAGUGAAUUCAAGGAAGUGCUGGAGAAAGAGAAGACUCAGCUGGAAACAACAGUUGAGAAACUGCAAGAGAGAAUCAGAGAACUGGAGGCCAUCAUUGCGGGCAACCAGGGGCUGAAGGAGGGUCUGGAGCAGUUGGACUCUCUGAAGGCGAGUACGGAGGAGGAGAGGGAGAAAGACGAGGAGAUAGCGAGGCUGAAAGAGGAACUGAGGAAAACUCAGGAGCAGCAAGCACAACAGAUGAAACGGGAUCUUACUGCAUUGCACGAUCCGCGUUCUCUUGUGGAUGAGCUGAUGCGCAUUUCGCUGUCGGCCGAGGCAGCAUCCAAAUUGAUGCUGCUCAUUGGCAAGAGCAUGGACUUCGACGUCGAGGCACUAAGCGACACCUUCCAGAAGAAGAGUCCAGAGGAGAGACAGAAGGAACUGUCUGAUCUGCUAUACAACCAAGUGUCCGAACUACACUCCAACAACAAACAACUACAAGUGGACGUGGUUGAGAAAACAGACCAGAUCGAGGGGCUAAAAGUGGAAUUGCAGACAUUGGAAGAAUCCAGUGUGCCAGUCGUUCAUGUAGAGCAGCUCAAAUCAAGUCUGGAACAGGUUACGAAGGAAUCGGAGAUCCACCAGGAGAAGGUACAACAGCAUGUUGACACGAUAGGACAACUCAAACAGGACUUAGAGGUGAACGAAGCUGCGAUUGAGGAGCUCGUGCACACUAAGACAGAUCUGGAACAGAAGGGCAAACAGCUGCUAGAGGAGAAGAAAAGUCUGGAGACUAAGAAGGUAGAACUGGAGGAGAGUCUGGUGUCCCAACAUGACCAGAUCGAGAAUCUCAAUUCCGAAAAGGAUGUACUCAUGGGAGAACUCGUGCAGCCGGGAAGCCAACGUUUGACCGAGGGAUUGUUCAAACAAAUAUCUGAAAAAUUGAUUCGAAUGGGUAGAGAUCCAGAAUCUCUGCUUGACAAGAGCAAUAAGAAACUUCCGUCAGGUGGACUAAUUGACGUUCCCAAGGAGUUAGCAGAACUCAGAGCAGCAGUUGGCCUUAUGGGAGAUAUAUCAGCAGAAGAUAUUCAGAAUUUCGCAAAGAUUCAUGGAAACUUGAAACCCGGACAACUUGAACAACUUUUGAGAAUUCAGGAACAAAGUCCUGACUUACUAGAGAAAACACUGUUGAAACUUGAUAAUGAUAAAAAGUCCAGAAAAUUAAGUUUGGAAGAUUUAGUCAAAGAAGGAGUGCUCUCAGAAUCAGAUUUAGAACAUAUAAAGAGCAUCGCUCAUGAGGAGACCGAACAAAUUCUCUCCUCGUUGCAUGGACAGCCAGAACAGAUGCAAACUUUGGCCAAACUUUGUCGAGAAUUUCCAGAACAAAUGGCUGAGUUGGAUCCAAAACAGUUACAUGCCUUUGCUGAGAUGUCAAGUGAUGGAAAUUCAUUGAUUCAAAAGCUUCUAGAACUUUCCAGGCAGGGCAAAAACGCAUUAGAUGAGUUACUUAGGAAUAAAAAGAUCAGCGUGGAGGCAAGAAACAAAAUUGGAGAGCUUGCUAAGGUCUUGAGUCCUACAGAAGCUGCAGCUCUGGCAGAAUAUCAGAAAAAUUUAAACAAAGAUGACUUUGAAAAACUUGUCGAUCUAUGCUACACAAAUACGGAACAGAUGCGCCGCAUUUUGGCAAAUCCAGAAACUACACCGGAGUUCAUAGAAACUCUUCUAGAUGCCAGUUCAACUAUAGCUCCAGAGCUAUUGUCUCCACUAUUGGACCAAGUUUGCAAAAUGGGAGUCAAAAAGGCGGAAAUUUUACUGGCUCAAUUACCUGUAGAAAGUGACGAAGCUAACUCGAACUCAGAUACAAGAAAACUGGCCUUAGAAAACUUCCAAUCACUUUUAGCUGUAAGUGAGAAUUUGCCAAAUCAGAGCCAAAAAGAUAAACUUAUAGAAUUACAGAAGACACUGUCGCCAGAAGCGUUCAAAAAGCUAAUGCAAUUCGCAGAGCGGAAUCCAUCUAAGUUCCAAGAACUACUUUCAAAAGAAUAUAUAAACCCAGACACACUAGAAAAACUGCUAGAAAAGUCGGAUGAUCUUGAUUCGGAAACUUUGGAUCAACUACUGAACAUAUACAGCGAUGUCGACGAAGAAAUAUUUGACAAUUUAUUGGCAGCCGUUGAAGCCGACCCAGAGGCAGUUAAGAAUCUUCUGGCUACAAUUGGAACCACUGGACUGUCACCAAAUAGUUCAAAUCUACUCAGCGAAAAUUUAUCUAAAAUUUUAUCAGGGAUGUCAAUUAUGCCAGAACAACAACAUGCUGUUCAAUCAGGGUUGAGCGACGGAUUUUUUCCAAAUAACGGGUUCCAGAUUGACACUAGCCAACCUUUUUCAACUAUGACGUCCAAAGUAUCCGAGAAGUACGUCGAAGAUUCUGAUAUGGACGAUGAGAUAAAAUCGCUUUUACAGGUCGUCAGCUCCCAUGUGACUCCUAAACAAUUCGACUCUCUUCUAGAACUGCAAAAGAAAAUGAAUCCCGAAGACUUUAAAAGUUUACUGAAACUCCUGCUCGAAAGCCCGCAAGAUGGCGCCCAGUUGUUGUCCAACUUGGACUACGAUAGUGAUGAGGUGAAGAAAGUGCUUGGAACUGUGAAAGGUCUCAGCUCAGACCAGCGUCAACAGCUAUUAGAAGAUCUCGCAAAAUGUGAUGAAGAAAAGGUUCAAGUAUUACUUGAGGCACUUGAUGAUAUAAAUACUGAAAAUAUCAGCAAACUUGUAGACUUGGAGUUAGAAAGUACAUUGGCUCUACCUGAUCUUCAGAAAAACCUUCUGGCGUCGCCUAUUGCUCUUGAAAAUCUUUCAAAGUUAGACCCACAAUCAUCCGAUAAGUUGCUUCAGCUCAACAGAGAAAGUCCUGCUUUGGUUGAGAAAGUUCUAGAAGGCGGAAGUGUUGAUGCUGAGCAGAUUGAAAGACUUCUUGAGAUGAAAAACAAUUUGACACCUGACCAGUUUGCUCAAUUUGUGAACAUUUCUGAACAAUUUACCCCUGAAGAAAUUCUGGAUUUCGUCAACUUGAGCGAACAAGCGCCGGACCAGUUCAUGUCACUGGUAUCUCCAGGAGCGGAAGACAAGCGGAAAAGCAUUUCAGGGACCCUUAGUGAAAUGGUUGCUGAAAAUGUAGCAAAUCGAGCACAAGGCCUGGAAUUGGACGAUCAAAGCAGCGGCAAUUUGGUCGUUUUUAGCCAAGAAGCAACUCCAAAAGAAAUGGACAAGUUUUUGUCUCUGAAAGCAAUUUUGAAUGAUAAGCCAGAUGAUUUUAUCCAGUUAACAGCCUGGGCCGGGGAGGAUCCAGAAAAUUUUAAGAUGUUUCUGGCUGCAGACAACUUGGAUGCAGAAAAUAUAGCGCACAUUCUAGAGCUAAAAGACGCUGUUUUGCCCGAUGAGUUUAGAGAUAUGUUGAAACAAUAUGCAGGUAAAGAAGAAUUAGAGAAAAAUGAGCCUGCAAAAACCAUUCCAGAAAGUGUCGCAAAAGUUGUCCAAGAACGACUUAACGAAAACAAAUCCGAUUUAGCGCCAGAAUUUGUUACUAAAUUAGAACAAACAUGUGUCAAUCUCCCUUCCAGAGACGCCGAGAAACUUCUGAGUCUGCAAAAAGGACUAAGUCUGAAAGAAUUUGAGGAAUUGAUAGACUUGGUGUCUGAAAACCCGAUAAAAAUGUCGCCAUUUUUGAAUUCGUCGAAGUGUAACGCAGAAAACACGAAACGUUUGGUUCAAGCUAGUGCCAACUUAAAUGCACAAGAAACUGAGUCAUUAUUGAGGAUGGGAGAGAAUUGCACGCCUGAACAAGUUUUUGACGAGCUGAAAAAACUAGCGAAAGAUACUAAGGCCUCAAAACUAAAACAAAUUCUGAAAACUGCUGAUUGCUGCGAGCCUGAAAAUUCAGGAAAUGUUAUGCAACUUUGUUCGUCGCUUAGUCUCGAACAGGCUACUCAACUUGGCAAGCUCGCUGAAACGAAUCCUGAAACAGUAAAAACGAUGCUAGCUAAGAGUUCUUUAGACGCCAAAACCCUUGGUCACUUCCUUAAACUUCAGCCUGCGUUGGAAGGCGAAGAAUUUAACGAAUUGGCGCAAAUUUCUGCGUCGACAGAUUCAAAAACAUUUGACAAGUUCCUUUCGAGCUUCGAACAAAAUCCAGAAGUUUUCCGAGCUCUUAUUGAGGAAAAAAGUGAGAUUUCUAAUCAAAUGAAAGAUUUGCUAUCUCUUCCUAAAAAUGGAAAGCCUAAACCAGAUAUGUUUCUGGAAAAACUGGGCAAACUAGCAGAAAAAGUAUCCGGUCAAAUUGACACUAAUGAGAAAACAAAACAGCAAAUUAGGUGCAUUGUGCAAGAAGCACCACCGGAGUGCACUAAUAAGCUUCUGGCAAUGCAAAGUGAAUUGAAAAAGGCAGAUUUUGAAAAAUUAAUUGAAGUUUGUGCACUGGAGCCUAGCAUAUUGUCAUCGUUCGGAGACGAUCAAAAAACUUUUUCAUUAUGUGCUAAAGAAACGAUUAAGCUAUUUGGUGACGUAAAACCGAACAAUGUUCAGCAGUUUGCAAAAUUGGUGUCUCAUUUGCAACCAGAAGAAGCGACGUCGAUGAUGGAAAAAUUUGCAGGGCUUAAGAGCAAAAAAGCACGAGGAGCUGCUACUUCCAACUUGAACAUGUGCCUUGAGGCAAGUACUGAGAUGCCAUUAGAAACAUCAAAGACUCUCUCAGUCCUAAGCUGCGAACUUGAACCGGUUGAGUACUCGGAGCUUAUUGAAUGUCUGAAAGAGGAACCAAAAAUGGCUGAAUGUCUGAAGCAAACGACGCAAGGCAAGAAAAUUGAAGACUUGAUUCAUUUGAAAGCAGACUUGGAUAUAAGUCCAAAAGAAUUGAGUAAAGUUUGUGACCUUUUCAAUUACCUCGACAAGAAUAAUUUUGCUUCCCUGGUAGAAGUAUGUGGCCAAAAUUCGACCGAAAUUCAAGACAUUCUUAACUCUAAAGGAUAUAACCUAGAUCAAAUGGUGGAAACUUUUUCGGAUCCAGGUUUAAAAGGCAACCCGUUUGCAAUCAUGAAGACUCUUCGGAAAAAAAUGGGCGACAUCGGAACUGAGAAAUCAACAAGCAAGGAUGAGUCACUGGCAGAAGCUAUGUCGAAAAAAGUGAACGAAAAGUUAGAAUCGAAAUCGGAUUCUCUGGACCCCAAAACUGUGCAGGAUAUCAAAACGAUCGCCACUAAAGUAUCUCCUAAAGACUUAGACUAUCUACUUGAUCUUGAAAACAAAACUUCACCGGAUAUCUACACUGAACUUGUGAGUCUAUGUGUGUCAAAUCCAAGUCAGCUCAUGAGUAUUUUGAAAACUCACGAAGAGCCGCAAAGUUUUGCCAACGACCUGAUUGGUCUAACUAACUCACUGGAGUCGGGUCAACAGAAUAAUUUAAUGGAACUAGGGCAGCAAAUAGGCGGGGAAAGUUUCGAAAAGUUAGUGGAAUGUCUUAAAAGUGAAAAAGAUCAGCAAGGGCUGAAAACGGAAACGGAAAGUGUCGAAAAUAUUCUAAGCUUGACGUCACUGGUGAACCAGCCUAAAAAAGACAUUUUGAUUGAUCUCUACACAAAACUCGACCCUGAAAAGUUCCGAAAACUUGUGCAAGUAGGCCAAGAAAGCGAAAAGAACCUUUUCAAUUGUUUACAAAAAGGAGAUUCGGAAUUGGACAAUUUGAAACAAUUGAUUGACUUACAUGAUAAAUUGAACUCAGUUGAGUUCGAAACAGCGACUGAAUUAUACUCCAAAUUGGGUAAAGACGCGUUCAAAAAACUAUUAGCCCAAUAUAAAUUGAACCCAGAAACUGUUAAGGAAAUACUGGUUUCAAAAGAAGACAACUCAGAAGUUUUGUCGCAAAUUCUCGGCAAGAACUCAAAAUUAACUGCAGCUCAACUGAAGAAACGUCUUGAAGAAGUAGCCAAAGGAGGUGAAAAAGAUUCAACUAAACCAGUUGAUAGUCUAAGAGGAGCAGUGAUUGAUGCCACGGAGAAAAUAACAAAAGAAAAAGGACUGACCAAGAAAACUGCCGACAAUCUCAAAGAAAUAAGCUCAACGUUUUCUCCUGAGAUCGUAGAUAAAAUAUUUGAGAUGAAAGAUAGUUUAGCAACUGGGAAAUUUGACCAAUUUCUAGAAGCAUGCAAAUCUAAUCCAGAAAAAAUGGAAUGUUAUCUCAGGAGAACUAGCUGCAAACCAGAAUCAGUCAGUGACCUUAUGAGGCUUUUAGACAGAAGUGGAUCUCAAAAUUUGGCUGAAAACGUGAUAGAAAUUGUGACCAAAGCAGAAAACCCGAAAGAGUUCAUAAAUUUAAUGAACGGAAAAACUUCAAAACUUUCACAACAAGAGAAGAAAUUGCUGACUUCGAUUUCAGCUGUUGAGGAAACUCAAAAUCUUAAUGAUGCGAUUGGACUUCUUUCUUCUUGCAGCACAGAUGAGGUUUCGAAAAUAACCUAUAACCCAAUAACUCUCAAAGAAACUUGCGAGUUAGUUGGCAGCGAUAAAGAAAAGUUGAAAAAUAUGUUAGAACUAGAACAAAUUGAGGCCGAGCAGUUAGUUAAGAUUGCGAAAGAGAAUCUUGGAUUUAGCCAGAAACUCCUUCGAAAAGACUGGUUUGAACCAGAGGUCAUCGGCGAAGUUGUCAACUUGCGAAAAGUUUUAACACCGGGUCAGUUUGACCGUCUGGUGAAAAUGGCAGAAGAAGCCAGCUCAGUCGAAGACUUCAAAGAAGUUCUGGCCCUCAGAGAAGAAUCACCCGAAGACUUCAGGAGUCUAAUUAUCACUGGCCCGGACGAUCAAGCUCUCUUCGGAACAGACCAACCGGAUAAGAGUUCGAAGGAUACAUUCACGGAAUUAGCUGCGGAAAGAUUGAACCAAAUUGCUACGGAAACAGGACUGGAAGCAGGGUUAAGUGAAGAUUUCACGAACUUAAGUUGCGAAGCGACAGCGGGAGAUUUGGACAAACUCUGUUCUAUGAAAGAUGCCCUAGGUGAAAACAAAUUUGCCAAGCUGGUGAAUUUAGCAAGUGUAUAUUCGAAAGAAAUUGCAAAAAUACUUCACUGCCCGAAAACUAAUGUCGAUUCGAUAGAUGAUUUGCUGGGAGUUGUUGACCUCUUGGACGGAUCAGCACUUGAAAAAUUGAUGGCGACUGUUGACAAGGUCGAUGAUCCAGCUAAAAUCAACCAGCUGAUCGCGACCUUUUACACAAGUGACGAUGAUGAAAACAAGACUCCUGUUCUAGAAAUUGUUGAAUCGUUUUUAGACAUUGUCGAUUCUGCGAAUACAAAACAUGAAGCCAAUUCGAUCACGAAUAGUCUGGCGGAAUUAUCGUUGGAAUCUGUAGCUAACCUAUUAGAUAUGCACCAAAACGAAGAGUUGGAUCUAGCUAAAGCCUGUACUGUUUUAAAAGAGCCCGACACUCUUGAAAAUCUGAUUAAUUUGGAAACUGGUGUAGCAUCAAAGAUGGUUGCCCUUAGUGAUCAGUUUAAAGAGCUUGGAAACAAAGUUCUCCAAGAUAAAAAUUUCACUCCAGAAAUAGUCAAAAGUUUGAUUGAGGCACAAGGUGAUUUGGAACGGAAUGAGUUUGAAAUUUUAGCCAAAAAAUUGCAAGUCGAGCCUGUAACGGAGAUCGCUAGAAUUCUGCAGCUACGAUAUGACGCCCCUAAAGAAUUCAGCAAGCUUUUGACUUUCGGAAAUACACCUGAAACGCACGUAUCAUUUACGGAAACUACGCAACAAAAAUUGGAUGGAUUUGCAGCUGAUUCAGGCGUUGAUCCUUCCAAAUUUGACGGGAUUGAAAGUUUUGCAACACCUGCCGAUCUCGACAAGUUGACUCAGCUCAAAGAAAAUCUAGAUCAAGAAACUUUUCAGAAAUUCGCUGAUUUGUGUCAAGAUUUUCCAGAGGAAACAGCUCAUAUUUUGCAUGGAACUGAAGAUACCACGCCUGAUUUUGUAGAAGAUCUGCUUCAUGUGCUGGGCGGGCAAAAUGAUCAUCAAAAGGGUUCUAUAAUGCGAGCAAUGGGGAGUUGUGAGUCCCAGAAGCUGUUGCAAGUAAUCUCUAAAUUAGACCCACCUCAAGGCAUCGGAAGUUCCAGAAAAGAGCCUAAGAAGAACUUGGCAGUUGCUCUUUCAGAUGGUCUAUAUGUUGCAGAUAGUAAAAAAGAAACCGCAGCUGCUUUAAACGCUCUUCAGAAAAUCGGAAGUUCAACUAUUGCUGAUUUGGUAUCUUUUGCAACAAACAAUAAACUGCCUCUCUCGAAAAUGAUUUCUAAAUUUGGCAAUGAAAAAUCACUGAAAACAUUACAAACUGUGAAUCCAAUUGACGUUACAGAUAUGUUAAAAUUACAUGACCAAAAUGAGACAUUCGCGAGAAAAGUUGUGGAAAACGAAAGUGUCUCUAACGGAAUCGUCCAGGAAGUUUUGCGAUUGCAGCAAAGUUUGCCGCCUUCCGAUUUUGAUGAGUUUAUGACAUCAACUCAGAAUAUGCCAGCAGCUGAUAUGAAAUAUGCUUUAGCUCUCAAAAACACUUCGACUCAGGCUAAAAUUAGCGCCAAUAAAUUCAAAGAUUUAAGUCCUGAUCAAAUAAAAGCUCUGGAACUUCUAUCUGAUGAUGGAAAUAGGAUGGAAGAGCUAGCUGAGAUGCAACAAAACAAUCAUGAGCUGUUACUACAAAUGUUGGCGUUGAUGAAAACUAUGCCUGAGAAAGACCUCGAGGCGUUCCGGGAACUUAUUUUGGAAAACCCGGAAUUGUUACAAAAAAUUUUAAAGCUGAGCGAAUCGGCUCCGGGUGGAAACUUGGCAGAUCUUUUGGAUGAUCUUCGAGUCAAAAAUAAAAUUACCACCAAAGAUAGAAAAAGUGAAACUAGUAAGCCCAAAAUUGCACGUGGCAUAGACAAACCAGAUGGAAAAAGGACCUCAAGUAAAGGUACGCAAGGGAUUAUUCAAGAAGAGGAUUUGUUUUUCGAGGAUCCGAGAGGCGAUGAUAGACAUCAGUUGGAAAGUGGUCCAGGAGGAGGUCUGGAUCUGGACGGUCUGGCAAUGCAGGAAUUAGAAAGGGAAAACGAGGAGUUGAAAGCUGAGUUGGAACAAUUUAAAAAAAGCAGAUCAGUGGUUUUACGAGCAGGUAGAGACAAAGAAGACUCUGCUAAACAGCAUGAUGAUGAUCUGAUGAAAGAGAAGAUGAUGCUUGAGAAACAGUUGACGAAGGUGGAACAUAAGUUAGAGUUGGAGCAGAAGAACAACCAACUGAUGUCCAAGGCACUACAGAAGGUGGAGAGAGGGGCCAAGGAAAACAGGGAGUUGAAGGCUAAGGUGGACGAAUUGCUAGAGAAAGAAGCUAAAGUUGAUCAGUUACAGGAGCGUAUUGUGGAGCUGGAAAGCAUGCCACAAACAGAUCCGGAGUUACGUCGCCAGCUGGACAAGAUGUUCUGGAUGAACAAAGAGUUGUUGAGACAAAUCAACGAGAGAGAUUUUCAGACCUCCAAAUUGAAAGAGGAGUUCCGAGAACUGCAACAUGAGGACAUGGAGAAAGAUAAGAAGUUGGACGAUAUCAUGAGUCAUCGGGCUGAGUUUCUGAAGGAAGAAGAACAGAGUACUGAAAAUCGGGAACUGUUACGUAGCACCGAGAUUGAGAGACUUCGAGAAGAAAUUGCGUAUUUGAAUAAAAUCUUAGCACAGAAACCACAACCGGCGGAAAUGUCAAAUCACGACGACAGAGCAUCUUCUGUCAAUGAAGAUGAACAAAGCACGAAGGAAUCCCAUAAAGAAGAGUUAAAGAAAGUGAAGCAUGAGCUGGAAGAGUCGAAAAGAGCCAAAGAGAUGCUGGAGGAGCACCAGAGACGGAUCCAGAGUGAGAUCAAACAGGCCAAUGAGCACCUGCAGCAGGAACUGAAGUCCAUCACUUCCUCUAGCUCACGCAUGAAACAGGCACUCAAAGCCAAAGAGCGUGACUUGGAUUCGACCAAGAGUGAGCUGAAAGAUAAAGACCACCAGAAUCGCAUCCUCAGCAAACGAAUAGCCGAACUAGAAACUUAUCUCUACGAUUUUAUGGAAUUGUCGAAAAACGAGAAAGUUGUCUCGACGCCUCGAAAAGUAAUUCCCAAAGAAACGAAGAAACCCAAAACUAUACUUCAGUUUGGUCCAGAAAUCCCUGACCCCCCUCAGAGUACAGAAUCAGCUGCCAUUAUUCCCCCAUCAAACGGGACUUAUAUAAGUCCACUUCGCAAACAACUGGACGAGCAAAGUCACAGAUACGCAACAACGAAAGACUCGACUCAUUAAGGAUGCGAAACUAUAUUCUUUUUUAUUUAAAGUUUUUCCACGUGUUUACGACUUAAUCUUACUAUCAUUUAUAAAUUUACUACAUAAUAAUAAAAUU
This is a messenger RNA of Symsagittifera roscoffensis, 10736 nucleotides long. RefSeq names its product A-kinase anchor protein 9-like. The record is from RefSeq and is a predicted model, not a curated record. The coding region runs from base 185 to 10639 and encodes 3484 amino acids. The transcript is spliced from 16 exons. Lineage: Eukaryota; Metazoa; Xenacoelomorpha; Acoela; Convolutidae.